Molecule: messenger RNA, 2136 nt
Organism: Lineus longissimus
Lineage: Eukaryota; Metazoa; Nemertea; Pilidiophora; Heteronemertea; Lineidae
Product: alkaline phosphatase-like
Exons: 8
Coding region: 314-2044 (576 amino acids)
Biological process (GO): dephosphorylation
Molecular function (GO): alkaline phosphatase activity
Source: RefSeq, a predicted model, not a curated record
UGCUUAUUUUGUCAACCAAAACCGGCCGGAACAAAACACGAAGAGUUUCUUUUAGGUUUAAACUUUUCAAGGAGUUCAUGUACGUGGCCGUAGGGUUUAGAGAAGGAUCUUCCGGCUGAGUGGCGCUGUUCUACCGGGUCGUUAUCAAGGACCUUAUCACCACCAAAGCCAGUUUAGAGGCCUGCUCUUCCAUAACAACGCUGUUACAACAUAUGACAUCAUAAUUUACGUCAUUAUAUAUAUACAAAUAUCGAAGCGACGGAUAUUAGUUUGGCCUGGGAAUGAGCGACUAAUCACAUCCUGACGCUUCAAGAUGGACUCGUUGAGAAUUCUUGGAUGCUUUUUCCUACUUUGUGGUUUAUUUUUCCCGACUGGCCAGUGCUUCCAGGGUGAGGACGGGCAACAGAUUAAGCCACUGGUGAAGGAAAAUGAGAGGAAACUCGAACCCAAGGAAAACUGGAUGAAAGCAGAACAGGAGGAUCUCCUUAAAUCUCUUCGUAUCCAAGACAACUAUGGCGUGGCCAAGAACACCAUUCUCUUCAUUGGGGAUGGCAUGGGCAUCUCUACCCUCACGGCCAUGCGGAUCCUAAAGGGACAGAAGAAGGGUAACCCUGGCGAAGAGGAAAGACUCAAUUUUGAAGAUUUUCCGGCAUUGGGCUUAGCUAAGACCUACGCCACAGACAGACAGAUUGCCGAGUCGGGCACCACCGGAUCAGCCAUUCAGACUGGCGUGAAGACAAGGUACAAUCUACUCGCCUACGACGACACGGUGGAGUGGGCGAACUGCUCCUCCGAGAACCCAGAGGCUCAGCUGCCCUCGUUGCGAGACUGGGCCGAGGAAGCAGGAAAGUCAACUGGUAUUGUCACAACGGCCCGUAUUAACCACGCAACCCCAGCUGGCGCCUACGCUAAGACAUGCUCAAGAAAGUGGGAAGAUGACAGCAACCUUCCCCCAGAUGCUCUGGGAAAAUGUAAAGAUAUUGCAGCGCAGUUGAUUGAGAGGGGGCAAAAUAUCACGGUCCUUCUUGGUGGUGGUCGUCGCGGCCUCAUGCCCGAGACUGAAGCAGAUCCGGAGUACCCGUCGAAGACUGGUAGAAGGAAAGAUGGGCGUAAUCUGAUCGAGGAAUGGAAGAAGGAUAAAGCUAACCGCCAGAUGAAGGCCAAAUACGUCUGGAACAAAGAGGACUUUGAUAGCAUUGAUGUAUCGAAGACGGACUAUCUGAUGGGGCUAUUUGAAAAUUCACACAUGAUGUACGAGUUAGACCGUGAGAAGGAUGCCGAGCCGAAAGAACCGAGUAUUGCCGAGAUGACCAAUAAAGCCAUUAGGAUGUUGCAGAAGAAUGACAAGGGUUUCUUUUUGCUGGUUGAAGGAGCCAGAAUAGACCACGGCCACCACGCGGGAAAAGCCAGGCUAGCUAUCGAAGACGGCGUGGCAUUCGAGGAAGCCGUCGGCGAGGCACUCAAACUGACCGACCCCAAGGACACUCUCAUUGUUGUGACUGCUGAUCACUCACACGUUUUCAUGAUGGGCGGAUACCCGCCAAGAGGCAACCCUCUCUUCGGUUUGACGACUGCUCUCCCGGGGCAAGACAAGGAACCGGCAACAGACAAGAUGCCUUACACAACCAUCGUCUAUGGUAAUGGACCUGGGUAUGCUCUCGGGGCGAAUGGGCGCGCCAACAUCACCGGAGUGAACACUUCGGAUCCGAAUUACAAGGCCCAGGCCCCCGUUCCCGUCGUUGACGAGACCCACAGCGCAGAAGACGUAGCUAUCUAUGCCCUGGGACCAAUGGCGCACCUGUUUCACGGUCUCCAUGACAACGCCUACAUCGCCCACGUGAUGAGCUACGCCGCCUGCAUGGGGCCUAACAAGGACCAUUGUGAGAAGCCAAAAGUGGUGACACUUCCGAGCGGAUUGACAUGCAUCACGGACCCAAAUAAUCUGAUCCAUCCACUAUUAAUCAGCGGCUCUGAAUCGGAUGUUACAAUAUCUCUAACGCUGGUCUUCCUCUGUGUUUCGCUUUGUCAAUUCUUUCAAUUUUGAAUAGCUGGAUUUAUAGACAUAACUUUUCCCACUAUGCAAAUGUAUUUUUCAGAAGUAAAUAUUGUGGAUAUUUUUCAGAAGUAUGUAAAAUU